Molecule: messenger RNA, 1487 nt
Organism: Capsicum annuum
Lineage: Eukaryota; Viridiplantae; Streptophyta; Magnoliopsida; Solanales; Solanaceae
Product: BTB/POZ and TAZ domain-containing protein 1
Exons: 5
Coding region: 168-1217 (349 amino acids)
Cellular component (GO): nucleus
Molecular function (GO): protein binding
Source: RefSeq, a predicted model, not a curated record
GCCUUUUUGGUUUUGGGUUAGCAACUCUGAGCUGCUUAUAAAUACAGAAGGUUUGGGCAAAGUGGUCUCACCAAAAAUUAACACACUGAUAUUUUCAGCUCCUCUUUUUCAGACGAAAAUUAAUUGAACAAUAUCAUAAAAUUCCAGAAGAAGAAUUUGUAAUUAUCAUGUCAUCCGAUAACUGUUCAGGCGAUAUCGAUUUAUUUUCCGGCGAAAUGUCUGAGACUGAUAUCCAAGUCGUCACCUCCGGCGGCCUUCGUAUUCCCGCACAUUCCGCCGUUCUGGCUUCUUCUUCGACGGUUCUGGAGAACAUACUAGUUCGGCCGGAAAAGCUGCGGAGCUCUGAGAGAACGAUUCGGAUUCUAGGCGUGCCGUGCGACGCCGUUUCCGUGUUCAUCCGGUUUCUCUAUUCUUCUAAGUGCACUGAAGAGCAGAUGGAGAGACAUGGGAUUCAUCUGCUAGCACUUUCUCAUGUGUACUUGGUACCACAGCUCAAGCAGAGAUGCACAAAGGGGUUGGCCAAGCGAUUGACCAUUGAAAAUGCAGUGGAUGUGCUUCAACUUGCAAGAUUAUGUGAUGCACCAGAUCUAUACCUCAGGAGUAUGAAAUUUUUGUCUAGCAAUUUCAAGAAAGUUGAGGAGACUGAGGGCUGGAAAUUCCUUCAAGAUCAUGACCCUUUGCUUGAACUUGAAAUCCUACAGUUCAUGGAUGAGGCUGAGUUGCGGAAAAAGAGGACAAGGAGACACAAACGGGAGCUCAGCUUGUAUUUACAGCUGAGUGAAGCUAUGGAUUGUUUGGAGCACAUUUGCACAGAAGGAUGUACUAGUGUGGGGCCAUGCGAUAAGGAACCUUCCUACGAGACGCAGCCAUGUAGCAAGUUUGAUACCUGCCAAGGGCUUCAGCUUCUGAUUCGCCAUUUUGCUACUUGUAAGAGAAGGACCAAUGGAAGUUGUUUGCGAUGCAAGCGCAUGUGGCAGAUCCUAAGAUUGCACUCAUCCAUUUGUGACCAACCAAAUGAUUGCCGGGUUCCCCUUUGCAGACAAUUCAAGUUGAAGGUGCAACAAAGGGGCGAUGACGAUCUGUGGAAAUCACUUGUUAGAAAGGUGGUGUCAGCCAGGGCCAUGUCUUCACUAUCUCUGCCCAAAAGAAAGAGAGUGGAUGAACCAAAAAUGGACUUAGGCCAUCAUGAAGUGAUGAACUUUAGGUUGGCUGCUUAGUGUCAAUGGUUAGAAAGGUUUCAUAUCCUUAGGUAAAAUCAAUCUUUGUAAAUGUACCAUCUAUGGAAUGGCAGUUUGUUUUUACCAUUACAUGUGUCCUACUGUAGAGGCCUAUUCUAUAUUUUAUUCGAGUCGGUCCUUUAGUAGAUGAAGAGUAUCAACUAUCUACAGAAGAGUUGUAUGAAAAAAGAAUAGUGUACAACUACUGGGUGGUGGUAUUGAGUGUAUUUCUUCAGUUUGUUUAAUAAAUUAUUAGUCAUAUGCUUCAAA